Molecule: messenger RNA, 711 nt
Organism: Acanthosepion pharaonis
Lineage: Eukaryota; Metazoa; Mollusca; Cephalopoda; Sepiida; Sepiidae
Source: the annotation of a GenBank genome assembly
AUGCGUGGUGUCACAUCUAUCAUUCUUUUUCGAACCUUACAAUUCCUACAAUAUUUUAAAUUCUUUUUCCUACUUAAUUUACAAGUGUUCUUUCCUUCAUUCCUUCCUUCUUUCCUUUCUUCCUUCCUUUCUUCCGUCCUUCCUUCCUGUCUUCCUUUCUUUCUUCCAUCCUUCCUGUCAUCCUUCUUUUCUUACUUCAUUUCUUCCUUCCUUCUUUUUUUUUUCUUCCUUCCAUCCUUCCUGCCACCCUUCCUUUCUUUCUUCCUUUCUUUCUCCCUUUCUUCUUUCCCGCUUUCCUUCCUUCCAUUCUUCCUUCCUUUCUUCCGUCCUUCCUUCCUUUCUUCCGUCCUUCCUUCCUGUCUUCCUUCCUUAUUUCCUUCCUUCCAUUCUUCCUUCCUUCCUUUCUUCCUUCAAUUGUUCCUUCCUUCUUUCCUUUCUUCCUUCCUUUCUUCCAUCCUUCCUGUCAUCCUUCCUUUCUUUCUUCCUUUCUUCCUCCCUUUCUUCUUUCCCUCCUUCCUUCCGUUUUUACUUCCUUUCGUCCUUCCUUUCUUCCUUCCUUCUUUCCUUUCUUCAUUCCUUUCUUCCAUCCUUUCUUGUCAUCCUUCCUUUCUUCCUUCCUUUCUUCCUCCCUUUCUUCUUUCCCUCCUUCCUUCCUUCUUUCUUUUCUUCCUUCCUUUCUUCCUGCCUUCCUUCUUUCCUUCCUUUCUUUAA